This is a messenger RNA of Mus pahari (shrew mouse), 1435 nucleotides long. RefSeq names its product elongator acetyltransferase complex subunit 5 (gene Elp5). The record is from RefSeq and is a predicted model, not a curated record. The coding region runs from base 334 to 1236 and encodes 300 amino acids. Gene Ontology annotation, molecular function: tRNA binding. The transcript is spliced from 8 exons. Gene Ontology annotation, biological process: tRNA wobble uridine modification. NCBI's taxonomy places the organism in Eukaryota, Metazoa, Chordata, Mammalia, Rodentia, Muridae. Gene Ontology annotation, cellular component: nucleus; cytosol; elongator holoenzyme complex.
GCGCGGUCGAGUGACGUCAUUUGUCCCCCGGGUCGGACCUUCUUCGGGAUUGGAGCUCGUGCGACCUCUAUCCUUGUCCCCAGCCCACUGAUAACUGUUCCAACGGCCCUUCUCGCCCCAGUCAUGGUGCAAGAGUAGAUUAAGGAUGCUGUCACUAGGACUGUGUGCAGAGGCUCUGGAGCGGCCCCUCCGUGUAAGCCCCCUGAGAAUACGGGACAUAGAAAGACCAGGCUCCUCUUUCCGGACUUUGCGGCCCUUUAAGGUUGGAAGCAAUCGUAAGUGCCCCGCCUCCUUGGUGGUGACGACAUCAGAAGGCGUCCUGAGGCGUCAGAGAUGCUGGACUCGUUGUUGGCCAUCGGUGGCUUGGUGCUUCUGCGAGAUUCCGUGGAGUGGGAGGGGCGUAGUCUCCUGAAGGCUCUUGUCAAGAAAUCUGCACUUCGUGGGGAGCAAGUCCACGUCCUGGGCUGUGAAGUGAGCGAAGAGGAGUUUCGCGAAGGCUUCGGCUCUGAUGUCAACAGCCGCCUGGUUUACCAUGACCUCUUCAGAGACCCUCUUAGCUGGUCAAAACCUGGGGAGGCUGUCCCCGAAGGUCCUCUAAAAGCCUUGCGAUCCAUGCGCAAAAGGACAGAUCAUGGCUCAGUCACCAUUGCCCUUGACUCUCUCAGCUGGCUGCUGUGUCACAUUCCCUGUGUUACACUCUGUCAAGCCCUACAUGCUCUGAGCCAGCAAAAUGGAGACCCAGGUGAUAACUCCCUAGUAGAGCAGGUGCGUGUCCUGGGACUCCUACAUGGAGAGCUUCAUGGCCCUGGCCCCAUGGGAGCACUGAACACCCUUGCUCACACAGAGGUGACUCUGAGUGGUAAAAUGGACCAGACUUCAGCCUCCGUCCUCUGUCGAAGGCCCCAACAACGUGCAACUUACCAGACUUGGUGGUUCUCCAUUCUUCCUGACUUCAGCGUGACUCUCCAUGAAGGGCUUCCCCUCCAUUCUGAGAUACAACCAAAUCGUCAUACAACUCAGAUGGAUCCCGCGGCUCAUUUGACCUUUAACCUUCACUUAUCCAAGAAAGAAAGAGAAGCCAGAGACAGCCUCACUCUGCCUUUCCAGUUCAGCUCUGAAAAACAGCAAGCUCUGCUGCGGCCGGUGCCAGGCCAGCCCGCUGGCCGAGUCUUCUAUGAGCCAGAUGCCUUUGAUGACGUGGACCAAGAAGACCCAGACGACGACCUAGACAUUUGACAGACAAAUGGGAGGGGAAGGCUGUGGGCUCAGAACCAUCCUGCUGUUAGCAGACUCUACCUUGUCCCUGGUCUGCCUUUGUUGCUUUGUCUGCAGAAACUGUCAUGUGAGUCAAGGAGCAAUAUCAACCUGGGGCGGGAAGUGUGAUGAGGGUGUAGUGUAUGCCCGUUUCUAAUAAAAUAUAUAUGUGUGUGUGUGU